CGAGUACAACCCUGGAUCACUUUGCAAAAGCGCGCCAUCGCCGAAAGAUAAGAACGCCGAGAGUUUUACGGAAAAGGCUUAAAUUGAUUUUUCUCCAAACUUUGGUCGCAAUCUCAUCAUGAGCAAAAAUCAAACGAAAUCGUCUCGCGCCGGACUAACGUUCAGCGUGGGUCGCACGCAUUCCUAUAUGCGCAAGGGAAACUACGCCGAGCGUAUAGGCGCCGGCUCAUCGGUUUACCUGACCGCGGUGCUCGAGUAUCUGGUGGCCGAGGUAGCGGAACUGGCCGGAAACGCUGCCCGGGACAAUCGCAAGUCACGGAUCACACCGCGUCACAUUCAGCUGGCCGUCCGUAACGACGAAGAGCUGAGCGUGCUGAUGAAGGACAUCACGUUUUCGGAAGGCGGCGUAAUACCCAACAUUCACUCGAUGCUGUUGCCACGCAAAACGGGUGCUGGCUCUUCGACUGCACAAUACGCGGCAGCUUCCAGUGCUCAAAGUCAGGAAUACUAGGAGUAAUAAGAAGAAAGUUCUCCCUUAUUUUUUUAAAUCUAGUGUAAUGUAUUCGGCCGGAUCUAAUCUGGACUCCGGAUCGUUGAGGUGGCGGUUAUCUAGAAGGCCGGGUGAAAGAUCUGAAGAAUGUAUCAUUUUUAGGUUGUGGAGUUGGACAUUCCCAAUCGAAACUAGUUUGUAUCGUGCCAUCAAAGCGGGUUUUAAAUAAAGUAUUAUUAAUCGUUUUCGA
Anopheles darlingi is the source of this 740-nucleotide messenger RNA. RefSeq names its product histone H2A-beta, sperm-like. Lineage: Eukaryota; Metazoa; Arthropoda; Insecta; Diptera; Culicidae. The record is from RefSeq and is a predicted model, not a curated record. Bases 119 to 511 code for a protein of 130 amino acids. The transcript is spliced from 2 exons. Gene Ontology annotation, molecular function: protein heterodimerization activity; DNA binding; structural constituent of chromatin. Gene Ontology annotation, cellular component: nucleosome.